Molecule: messenger RNA, 2851 nt
Organism: Cornus florida
Lineage: Eukaryota; Viridiplantae; Streptophyta; Magnoliopsida; Cornales; Cornaceae
Product: glutamate receptor 2.7-like
Exons: 4
Coding region: 12-2384 (790 amino acids)
Cellular component (GO): plasma membrane
Molecular function (GO): glutamate-gated receptor activity
Source: RefSeq, a predicted model, not a curated record
UAAAGCCAAUAAUGACUUUCCUACUCCUCAUCUCCAACUUGAAUAUUGCUACUUUUAGACCCACCUGUUUGUUUUUUCAUGUAUUCAUCUCCAUCCUUCUUUUUCUUUCUCAUGGAUUCACUGCUGAAGCUGACAAAGUAAUCAUACAAAUCGGUGCCAUCAUUGAUGUUGAUUCUCGUUUCGGCAAAGAACAAAAGAUGGCCAUGAAAAUUGCACUUCACAACUUCAACAAGAAGUCCAAACUUCACAAGCUCUCUCUUCAUUUUAGAAAUUCUGGCAGUGACGACCCCAUCCGAUCAGCUCUUGCUGCUGAAGAGCUGAUUAAGGAGAAACAAGUCCAAGUGAUUAUGGGCAUGGAUACAUGGGAGGAAGCUGCUUUAGUGGCAGACAUCGGAUCCCAAGCUCAAGUCCCGGUUCUUUCAUUUGUAACCGCUCCAUUUACACCAGCAUUGGUGCGGCUUGGAUGGCCUUUCUUGGUGCAAAUGGUUACAGAUGGCUCCGAACAAAUGAAUUGCGUUGCAGCUGUUGUUCAAUCCUUCAAUCGGCAAAGUGUUGUAGCCAUCUACGAAGAAGACAUCCACGGUGGUGAUCCCGGGAAGCUAACCCUGUUAUCCAAGGCCCUUAAAAAUGUUGGCUCGGAUAUAGACUAUCAUCUGGUGCUUCCACCAUUUUCUGAUCUAUCAAAUCCUCAGCAGUCCAUAAAUAAGGAGCUGUCUAAGUUAGAAAACACCACAAGAUCUAGGGUGUUUAUUUUUCUACAUUCAUCAUUACCGCUGACAGAUCUUUUGUUCAGUGAAGCGAAGAAGAUGAGCUUUAUGCGAAAAGACUCGGUGUGGAUAAUUGCAGACACCACCAGAAGCCUUCUGAAUUCUGUCAGCCGUCCUGUUGUCUCUGCCAUGGAAGGUACUCUUGGAAUCAAACCCUACUAUUCUGAAAAUAGCAGUUCUUUCAAACACUUUCAUGAGCAGUUUCAGCAAAAUUUCCAAUUAGAUUAUCCUGAGGAAGAUAACACUGAGCCUGGAAUUCAUGCGCUUCGAGCUUAUGAUAGCAUUAUGACUAUUACACAGGCGAUAGUGAAAUCAGCUGGUAAAAUGAAUUCCUCAAAAAUGUUGGAAAAUAUUUUAUCAAGCAACUUCGCAGGUUUAAGUGGAGAAUUGCGAUUUCAAGAGGGAAGACUUUCAAGCUCCCAAAAAUUUAGUAUAGUGAACAUUGGCAAUCAGGAAAACAAUAACCUUGGCUUUUGGUCAUCAGAGUUAGGGUUCUUAGAUAGCCCUAGUACCAUGAAAAAUUUGGCUGGUUUCGCGGAGGUGUUAAGGCCUGGGGACCCAAAGCGAAUCCUGAGAGAAGGGGGGAAUGCAAGACCAAUGAAUAUUGCAGUUCCUGGUAUAGUCCCUUUUAAGGAAUUUCUCAGCCAAGAUGAGAAGAGAUUUACUGGUUUUUGUAUCAGUGUUUAUGAGGAGGUGAAAAGGAUUUUGGAGGACGAUCAUAUUUGUGAUUUACCGUCUACUACUAAAUUUCACCCGUUCAAUGGAAGCUAUAAUGAUUUGGUUGAAUCGGUUCAUAACAAGACUUAUGAUGCUGCUGUUGGUGACAUAACGAUAACAACUAAGCGUUGGGACCUAGUUGAAUUUACAGUACCUUUUAUCGAGUCAGGUUUGCUUAUAGUGGUUCCAGUUAAGCGGACUUCCAAAGCAUGGUUGUUUCUGAAGCCUUUCACCAUGAAAAUGUGGGUGGCGACGGGGGCAAUCUUCUGCUACACAAUGUUCAUAGUUUGGUUCUUGGAGCAACGUUCCAAUCCAGAAUUUAGCGGCCCAUGGAAGGAACAACUUGGCAAUGUACUUUGGUUCACCUUCUCUACUCUGUUCUUUGCUCACAGGGAGAAGAUUAAAAGCAACUAUAGUCGUACUGUGAUCGUGGUGUGGCUUUUUGUGGUGUUGAUCUUAAUAGAAAGCUACGCUGCCAGCCUCACUUCAAUGCUCACCUUCUCAAGACUCCAGUCACCUGUGAGAGAUAUCGAGUGGAUAAAGACAACAAAUGCAACAGUGGGGUGCGAUGGUGCUGCAUUUGUUAGGAAGUACUUGGAGGAGGCUGAGCAUUUUGAACCAGGGAACAUCAUCGACAUCGGCAGCGAAAGCGAGUUCCAGACUGCAUUCAAGAAUGGCAGGAUUCAAGCAGCAGUUCUUGAAGUUCCUCAUGCCAAAGUUUUUGUCAAAAAACACUGCAAGCAGUACGCGUAUGGCGAUGGAUCAUUCACCAGAAGAUUUGGAGGAUUAGGCUUCGUGAGUAGUAGUGAAUGGAACUCUUUCCACUCAUUUCAUUCUCUAAUAUCUCCAAGUUUUUUGCUACAAAAAAAAAAAAAAAAUACUUCAGACAAUUUUUUUUAAUUUUUUUUAGCUAUGCAUAUAUAGAGAGAGAGAGAGAGAGAGAGAGAGAGAGAGUGACAAUUCCGAUAAUACAUUUGGGAUUACUGAUUGUAAUUAAAUUAUUGUUCAUGCUUUCUGUGCAGGUCUUUCAAAAAGGUUCCACAUUAGCUGCUAAUGUUUCUAAAGCCAUUCUUAAACUAUCAGAAAAUGGGAAGAUAAAAGAAUUAGAGAGACAGUUGUUUAGUCCCUCCUCGGAGUGUUUGAGGUCCCAAACUAUCGAAGAAAAUGAUAGCAUGACCAUUGAGGACUUCUUGGGCCUCUAUGUAAUCUACGCAGCCACUUCCACCAUUUGCUUUCUACUAUAUUUAUUGAAAAGGAAAUUUGGGCGAACGAUAAUUCUAGAUAGUGCUCCAACUUCUGCUAAUCAGAUUUAAAUGAUUCAAACACCUAAUUCAUAUUGGUCAAGUAGAAAAUAGAAAGGAAAAAAA